Messenger RNA from Cariama cristata (Red-legged seriema), 1374 nucleotides. It is a transcript of the gene ADGRG3, whose product is annotated as G protein-coupled receptor 97. Gene Ontology annotation, molecular function: G protein-coupled receptor activity. Gene Ontology annotation, biological process: adenylate cyclase-activating G protein-coupled receptor signaling pathway; cell surface receptor signaling pathway. The coding region runs from base 1 to 1374 and encodes 457 amino acids. The transcript is spliced from 10 exons. The record is from RefSeq and is a predicted model, not a curated record. Lineage: Eukaryota; Metazoa; Chordata; Aves; Cariamiformes; Cariamidae. Gene Ontology annotation, cellular component: membrane.
AUGCUGAAGGUGCUGCUCCUGAACGUCAGCAGGGCUGUCACCCGCGAUGUCCUCAUCUCCUUUUCCCCUGUGGAGGGCCCUAGGGUGCUGAACAUGACGGAGGAGGGGAAGGCAGGCAAAAUCCAGCUCCCCAGGGCCAUAUUCCAGUCCCUGAGCAGUCAGACAGUGCGUGUGGUGGUGACGGUCCUCAACAUCCGGAAGCUUGGCAUGUUCGAGGAAGUCAACCAGACAGGGCAGGUCCUGGAUGACACCGUGGUGGGCAUCAAGGUGGGAGAGAUGAGCAUCUCCGGGCUGCAGGACCCCCUGCAGCUCACCUUCGCCCAUGGGCAGUUGUCCCACGCUGUCACCCCUCAAUGCGUCUUCUGGGAUCCCAGCAAAGGGCAGGCAGGAGGCUGGAGCAGCAGCGGAUGCGUCACACAGCCCGGGGACAAGGGGACAGUCUGCUCCUGCGACCACCUCACCUUCUUCACCCUCCUCCUGAACCCAGCUCUGGAUGGGGCCACAGCACAAACCUUGAUGGCUGUUGCCACUGCUGGCUGUGGGGUAGCCAUAGCUUUCUCCAUCUUCACCAUCACCUUCUGCAUCUUCUUAAGGUGCAGGUUCAGGUUUGAGGAGACCCUCCGCAUCAACCUGGGGCUGCACGUCAACCUCGUGGGCAGCCUGCUCCUUCUCAACCUCAUCUUCCUGCUCAACAGCAGGCUUGCCGGUGGGACCCAGCCAGUCACCUGCAAGGUCCUAGGGGGGGUCACCCACUACUGCCUGCUCUGCUGCUUCACCUGGAUGGCACUGGAGGGCUGUCACCUCUACCUCCUCUUCGUCAAGGUCCUCGGCACCUACAUCCACCACUACCUGGCGAAGCUGUGCCUGGUCGGCUGGGGCUUCCCCGCUCUCGUGGUGGGGGUGGCAGGAGUUAUCGGCAGCUACGGCGAAUACAACAUCCGGACCGCGGACCACCAGGUUAUAGCCCACCUGUGCUGGAUCACUUCCAAACAUCUCCUGGUCCACUACAUCACCAACUGCGGCUACUUUGGCCUCAUCUUCCUCUUCAACAUGUCUGUCUUCGGGGUGGUGACCCAGAAGAGCUGCCGUCUGCAGGGCACAGGGGUGGUGCAGGGAGACCGCAAGGCCUGGAAGGUGGCCCUGGUGGCACUGGGGCUCUUCUGCCUGUUGGGAGCCACCUGGGCCCCGGCGUUCUUCACCCAUGGCACCUCCUCCGCGCCCAUGGUCUACUUCUUCACCAUCCUCAACUCCCUCCAAGGAAUCUUCAUAUUCAUCUGGCUGGUUGUCCUCUACUACCCAAAGACGAAGGAGACCACUGGCUCCCUCUCCCACAUCAUCAGACUCGAUAAAACCACCACAGUCUCCCAGGACUAG